Didymosphaeria variabile is the source of this 741-nucleotide messenger RNA. RefSeq lists its product as uncharacterized. The record is from RefSeq and is a predicted model, not a curated record. Lineage: Eukaryota; Fungi; Ascomycota; Dothideomycetes; Pleosporales; Didymosphaeriaceae. Gene Ontology annotation, molecular function: hydrolase activity. The transcript is spliced from 2 exons. The coding region runs from base 1 to 741 and encodes 246 amino acids.
AUGUCGUCCUGCUGCAAAUCCGGCUUCAAUUGGCACGGCACUCCAACCGGAUCCGAGUCCAAGGUGGGAAACACAAACACCAAAGCCUACGUAACCGGCGACAAUAAAGAUGCCGCCGUUAUGAUCAUCCACGACAUCUACGGAUGGACAUUUCCCAACCUCAGAUUACUGGCGGACCACUUCGCGAAAGAGGCAAACGUCACCGUCUACCUGCCCGACUUCUUCGACGGCGAGGUCAUUCCUCCAGAUACACUCACCGACCCUGAAAAACGCGCAAAGUUCGACACCAUGGCCUUCAUCGGCAGGCACAGUAAGGACAAACGCUGGGACCAGAUUCUGGAGGCUGCCAAAGCCUUGAAAGCGAAUUACAAAAAGACUGCCGCCAUCGGAUACUGCUAUGGUGCCUGGGCCUGUUUCAGACUCGGCGCCGACCCCUCUGUUAUCGAUGCUAUCAGCAUGGCGCACCCGUCGCUUGUCGAGAAGACGGAGAUUGAUAAUGUGAAGGUGCCGGUGCAGAUUCUGGCUCCCGAGCACGAUCCGAUGUUUACACCUGAACUGAAGGAGCACGCGAAUAAGGUUAUUCCCACCAUUGGUGUCCCGUAUGAGUACGUUUACUUCCCAGGUCUGACGCAUGGCUUCGCGGCCAAGGGUGAUGAGAAGGACCAGAAGCAGAAGGAUGGCUUGGAAAGGGCGAAGAACUCGGCUGUCGGCUUCUUUAAAGAGUUUUUGCAUUCUUCGUAG